AUGGCUGGCAUGUUCCAGAUCGCACUCGACGCCCAGGAGCCUCUCAGAUUGGAUCUCUAUGGGUUCCAGGAUAUGGAAUACGAGGAUGAAGAUUACGCCCUGCGCUGCCUAGUAAAGGAAGGGAGUGUCGGAGAGAUACUAGACCUUUAUGACGAAACUCGCCGGAGAAUUAAUACUUGGGGCCAAUGGACUUCUGGAAUAUUUAUGUCAGAAGUGGUUCGCGCAAUCCUUGUUCAUGAGAAGACACCCAGACACUAUGUUAGCAGCUUGGGUGACAUACUACCACAAGUCUUUAGCGAGCAUAUCGCCAAGCCGCUUCUGCGGAUGAUCGGCAAUACGUCUGACAACUGCCAGGGCCCGAGCGAGAAGGACAAAAAGAGACGAUGUGAGAUUAGAGAUAUUCUUGAUUGUGACAAGAGGCGCAAGGCAGAGAUCUAA
Messenger RNA from Fusarium proliferatum ET1, 438 nucleotides. RefSeq lists its product as uncharacterized. The transcript is spliced from 2 exons. Bases 1 to 438 code for a protein of 145 amino acids. The record is from RefSeq and is a predicted model, not a curated record. Lineage: Eukaryota; Fungi; Ascomycota; Sordariomycetes; Hypocreales; Nectriaceae.